AUGUCCAUCACAUGCACCCUGCACAUGGACGCAGAAACCUUGUUGACUUCCCUGCAACCAAAGUCAACUACAACAACCGCUGCUGCCAUCGCCGUGUCCGAGCUCACGCCAUGCUCCCCCACGGACUGCUCCUCCCCCAAGAUGAUGAAAAGGGUUGAUCCACCACCACACCUGGAAUCACCGCCGACCUCAGCAAACCACUCGCGCCCAGGCUCCCGGAGCACCGUCCGCUCUCGCCCAACAAGCCGGCGCAGCUCGCUGCAUUCUGCACGGCGGACGGUCCCAACUGCUGCCAUCGUCCCCGUUGCGAGUGUCUCGCGCACCACGCCGCAGGAACGCCGCGAGUCGUUGCUUGCGCUGCACCGCGAGUCGGUUAGGCUGUUCCAGGACCAGGAGACGAAUCCGUGGUCCUUGGAGGAUGUGGUCCGACGGCCCUCGUCAUCGAGGAGGGUCUCGUCGAGUUACAGACACAGGCCUGAGCCGCGGACGUCGUCAGAUGCGGGCUCAGGCUCGGCGCCGCCCUCGCCUAUUGCUUCGUCCUACUCCAGCCGUGCAACAGACCAGCAGCACGGCUAUCAUCGCCGCUCUGGGAGCUCUGCCGCGCCUUCUCGUCCCUCGCGAGAGAGAUCAUAUUCAUAUACUCUCCCGGGUCCGGCACAAGACCAUGCACACGGACAAGAACCAUUCCACAGCCCGUCCGCCUCAUCAGUCCAUGUCCCCGCCACAGUGAUGGAAUGGACAUCGCCCACGACCCGCCGGCGCGAAUAUGAGAAGAUCGACCGCGCCAGCCGCGGCGUGCGCGGGCUGUGGCGCCGUGUUGCACCGCGCUGGUUCCGACCCGAUGAUUCGCGUACUCCCUUCUUCGAGGAGGGGCGGUCGAGUCGGAAUCGCGAGGGUAGCGUGCGCAGGUUUCGCAUGGAUUUGCCUGAUGAUCAUGACUAUGAGCGGACUGGCUCGACGGCGAGGCACGAGGAUGACGAGGAGGAUUGUGGGCUUGACGAGGAGCAUGGCUCCCAUAAUGAUAAACCGCAUGUGCGGAUAGUGGAUUGUCGAGCCCGGAAUCUUUCAUCCCAUGCGAAUGCGAACGAGGGUCGUCGACGGUGGACUCCUCUGCGCUCGCGGACCGCGCCUUGA
This is a messenger RNA of Penicillium lagena, 1134 nucleotides long. RefSeq lists its product as uncharacterized. Bases 1 to 1134 code for a protein of 377 amino acids. NCBI's taxonomy places the organism in Eukaryota, Fungi, Ascomycota, Eurotiomycetes, Eurotiales, Aspergillaceae. The record is from RefSeq and is a predicted model, not a curated record. The transcript has a single exon.